This is a messenger RNA of Scophthalmus maximus (turbot), 594 nucleotides long. Its product is annotated as ATPase inhibitor A, mitochondrial. Lineage: Eukaryota; Metazoa; Chordata; Actinopteri; Pleuronectiformes; Scophthalmidae. Gene Ontology annotation, molecular function: ATPase inhibitor activity. Bases 88 to 414 code for a protein of 108 amino acids. Gene Ontology annotation, cellular component: mitochondrion. The record is from RefSeq and is a predicted model, not a curated record. The transcript has 3 exons. Gene Ontology annotation, biological process: negative regulation of ATP-dependent activity.
UCAAAUUUCCGCAUUUUCGGCUGAGGUCAGUGAGUGGAACUACAAUAAACUGAAGUUUGUCCACUGUGCAACAACACACCAGCGGCAAUGUCACAGUUUCUGCUGAGAUUAAACCUGAGGAGAUGCGUCGCCUCUCAGAUUCGAAUGGCAUCUGAUCAGCUUGGUGAGUUGGGCAAGGGAGCAGGCAAAGGUGGCGGUGGAGGAGGCUCUGUGAGGGCGGCCGGCGGUGCAUUUGGAAAGAGAGAAGCAGCAGAGGAGGAGUGGUACUUCAGGCAGAAGGAGAAGGAGCAGAUGGAGGCGCUGAGAAAGCAUCACGCGGAGGAGAUCGAGCACCACAAGAAGGAGAUUGAGCGCCUAGGGAAGGAGAUUGACCGCCACAAGGGCAAAAUCAGAAAGCUGAAACAUGACGACUGAAGCAGGGGAGGCCUGUCGUCAGUUUAGUUUUCUGACACUAACCAUAUCGUUGCCAAGUCGAUGAUUAUCAGAUGUUGAUUGAUAUACUGCUGGUCAAGGCAGGUCCUGUAUCAGACUUCAUACUGACAGCAUGGAAACUAAAGAACAAUAAAGUACUUGACCAUUCAAAUUCAAAGGGAA